Mus caroli (Ryukyu mouse) is the source of this 6828-nucleotide messenger RNA. RefSeq names its product coiled-coil domain containing 186 (gene Ccdc186). Gene Ontology annotation, molecular function: small GTPase binding. Gene Ontology annotation, biological process: vesicle cytoskeletal trafficking. Lineage: Eukaryota; Metazoa; Chordata; Mammalia; Rodentia; Muridae. Gene Ontology annotation, cellular component: trans-Golgi network. The record is from RefSeq and is a predicted model, not a curated record.
CAUUAGAUGACCGGCCAAAGGGUGAAGAAAAAAAGAUGGCAACUUCCUUCCGAUAGAAAGCACCGGCUUGGGACGGGAAAGGGAAAGAGUGGCCCAACUGGACAACAACAGCCCAUAAGUCAGCCUGCUACAGCCUCCUUGGGCUUAAGUGGAGGUGGCGCUGAGAUGCUGGGCGGGGCCUCUAGAAACCGCGGGGGCCGGAGGCGGCGCCUCGAAAACCACGCCCGCCUCCAGGUGCUUAACGUCACGCAGCCCGCGCCGCGCUGAUUGGCCCCUUCGGGGAGCCCCGCCCCUUCAGCUGUAGUCGCGCCGGCUUAGGCGUCGCCGCCAUCUUUGUUGAUGUGUCAGCUCCGCAGGGGUUUUGGGGGAAAACCUCCGCUGAGAGCCCGGGAUCGGCAGUGGUCUCCGCGCGUGACUUCCUCACCCACUCCGCGUCGGCUACACGCAGCCAUGGGUUCGUCGGCCCUGGAGCCGGAGCUCCAUCGGCCUCGCUAGGGUGCGGCCCGGGGUUGGAGGACGGACGAUGUAAAUGAAGAUCAGGAGCAGAUUUGAAGGAAUGCAAAGUGAAUUGGUGCCAGUCAGCAUGUCGGAGACAGAACACGUAGCCUCCAUUUCUUCUGACGCAGCUCCUGAGGAAACAUCAGAGUUGAGGGAUGACUCGUGCGUCUCAGUUUCUGCUGACGAAAGCAGCACAUUAGAAACAGGAGCUGAACUAUUGUCAUUGGACUCUGACAGAAUUUUAUGUCAGACUAAUGAACACUGUAGUCAGACCGAAGUACAGGAGAGCCAUAUUCCAGACGGUGGCAGUGGUGAGAAUUCUUGUGCUAACACAGACACAUGCCCAAAAGAUUCUGGACAAAUAGAUGACUUUCCUGGCGGAGACUUUACAGAACAAGUGUCAAAAACCAAGGAGCCAGAACACACAGUAACACAGAUACUGGCAGAGUUAAAGUCAUCUACACCCACAGAAGCUGGUAAUCCAAAGACGACCUCAGCAAGCCUCUACGAUACAGACUGCACCAGGAAGCUCAUUUCAAAGAUGAAGACUGUUUCAGCCUCAGACGAUUUGUUGGGAGAAAUCGAAUCUGAGCUCUUAUCUGCUGAGUUUGUGGAGGACCACCAAGUCCCAAAUGGAGUGAAUAAAGGAGAGCAGGCCUUAGCCCUGUUUGAGAAAUGUGUGCACAGCAGGUACUUGCAGCAGGAGCUCACUGUUAAACAGUUAAUUAAAGAAAAUAAGAAUCAUCAGGAACUUAUCUUAAAUAUUUGUUCAGAAAAAGACAGUUUAAGAGAAGAACUGAGAAAAAGAACAGAAACAGAGAAGCAGCAUAUGAACACAAUAAAGCAGUUAGAAUUAAGAAUAGAGGAACUGAAUAAAGAAAUUAAAGCUUCCAAAGAUCAGCUAGUCGCACAGGAUGUCACAGCUAAAAAUGCAAUUCAGCAAAUCCAUAAAGAGAUGGCCCAGCGGAUGGACCAGGCCAAUAAGAAAUGUGAAGAGGCCCGUCAGGAAAAGGAGGCAAUGGUAAUGAAGUAUGUGAGAGGCGAGAAGGAGGCUCUAGACCUGCGAAAGGAAAAAGAAACCCUUGAGAGGAAACUUAGAGAUGCAAGUAAGGAAUUGGAGAAAAACACUAACAAAAUUAAGCAGCUGUCUCAGGAGAAAGGGCGGCUGCAGCAACUCUAUGAAUCGAAGGAAGGUGAAACAACUAGACUCAUCAGAGAAAUAGAGAAAUUAAAGGAGGAGAUGAAUUCUCAAGUCAUUAAAGUAAAGUGGGCGCAAAACAAGUUAAAAGCUGAAAUGGACUCACACAAGGAAACCAAAGAUAAACUCAAAGAAACAACUACAAAACUAACCCAAGCAAAGGAAGAAGCUGAGCAAAUCCGGCAGAACUGUCAGGACAUGAUAAAAACCUAUCAGGAAUCUGAAGAAAUUAAGUCAAAUGAGCUUGAUGCAAAGCUCAGAGUUACAAAGGGAGAACUUGAAAAACAAAUGCAAGAGAAAUGUGACCAGCUGGAGAUGCAUCAUGCCAAAAUCAAGGAGCUAGAAGAUCUCAAGAGGACGUUUAAGGAGGGCAUGGAUGAGCUGCGGACAUUGAGGACGAAGGCGAAAUGUCUAGAAGAUGAACGCUUAAGAACCGAAGAUGAGUUAUCAAAGUACAGGGAAAUCAUCAAUCGACAGAAAUCUGAAAUUCAGAAUUUACUGGACAAGGUGAAAAUCACCGAUCAGUUACAUGAGCAGCUUCAAAGUGGUAAACAAGAAAUUGAACAUUUGAAAGAAGAAAUGGAAAGCCUUAAUUCUUUGAUCAAUGACCUCCAGAAAGACAUUGAAGGCAGCAGGAACAGGGAGUCUGAGCUCCUGCUUUUCACAGAAAAGCUCACGAGUAAGAACGCGCAGCUGCAGUCUGAGUCCAGCGCUCUGCAGUCCCAAGUGGCUAACCUGUCCUGUAGUGAGAGUCAGCUGCAAAGCCAGUGUGAACAGAUGGAACAGGCUAACGGUGAUCUGGAGAGCAGGUUGCUCAAAGAGGAAGAGCUUCGAAAAGAGGAAGUGCAGACUUUGCAAGCUGAGCUUUCUGCCGCGCAGACAGAAGCCAAAACCUUGAGCACCCAGGUGGAAGAGCUGAAAGACGAGUUAGUGACGCAGAGGCGCAAACACGCCUCUAACGUCAAGGACCUCAGCAAGCAGCUUCAGCAAGCUCGGAGAAAAUUAGAGCAGACUGAGAAUGGAAACUACGAUAAAGACAUUAGCAGCAUGGGAAGUCGCUCGAGUUCGUCAGGGUCACUUAAUGCUCGAAUCAGUGCUGAAGACCGAUCUCCAGAGAAUACCAGCUCCUCAGUGGCUGUGGACAACUUCCCAGAAGUGGACAAGGCCAUGCUGAUUGAGAGGAUUGUGAGGCUGCAGAAAGCCCAUGCCCGGAAGAAUGAGAAAAUAGAAUUCAUGGAGGACCACAUCAAACAGCUGGUUGAAGAAAUAAGAAAAAAAACCAAAAUAAUUCAGAGUUACGUUUUACGAGAAGAAUCAGGCACACUUUCCUCAGAAGCAUCUGAUUUUAACAAAGUGCAUUUGAGUAGACGCGGUGGCAUCAUGGCGUCCUUGUACACAUCCCAUCCCGCUGACAGCGGGCUAACACUGGAGCUCUCUUUGGAAAUCAACCGAAAAUUACAGGCUGUUUUGGAAGAUACAUUGCUAAAAAAUAUUACUUUGAAGGAAAACCUGCAAACACUUGGAACAGAAAUAGAACGCCUUAUUAAACACCAGCAUGAACUGGAGCAGAGGACGAAGAAAGCCUAACACAAAGCUCUUGCCUAGUAGACAGCCGAGCCACAGAGCAGCAGGUGCCACUGUCCAGUGUCCUCAAACAGUCCCUGCUUUGUGUCAACUAAUCAAAAAUUGGUUUUGCUUCCCUGUGUAGAGGUGCCCUUUUAUGAAUGGGUGUGUGGUGUGUGUGCCGUGAGCUUUGUGAGCUCAGCAAAGAUCAUUUCUCUGUGGUGCAGUCAGCCACCUUGUCACUAACUCAAUAUUGAAUUUGCUUAUUGCCCUAAAGUGCUAAUCAUUAGUACAAGGGUUAAAAAAAAAAAAACGUAACCACCGUCCUUUCCUUAGUGACAUCAGCCUGUGAAAAGUCUUCCUAAAGAGGGGUGUUCAUUAUCCAACCGCUCACCAUUUCUGCAACACAAAAAAGAAAUCUAGAGGAAUUAUAAAGGUUUUCAGUUCUGAUCUGGGCAGUGAUCACCCCUGUGGGCCUAGCUACUUCGAAGGCUAAAGAGGAUCUCUUGAGCUCAUGAGUUCAAAGCCAGCCUGGAAACAUCUUAAAACCCCAUCACAAUCAGCCCCCGUCACGGAGUAGCCUUGGGUUGUGGUGUGAGGAUGUGUGUGCGUACUUAAAUCAGUUCUGAGUUUACUGACAAGUAGACAGGAAAGCUGGCUGUAGGGAAUUAGCCCUGGCUGGGCACUGUUUGUCAGGUCUCCUUAUAUGACAUAGGUAUAUUUUCACAUUUGAGUUACUAGUUAAAUUUUAAAAUCGUUAGUGAUGUAAACAAUGAUUUUAAACUCUGUGAACUUAAAACUUUGCUGUGGAUUUGUUAUAUUUCAACAUGUGGACUGGAUCCAGUCAUUGGAACAGAUGUGUGAAGCUCUAAGGCUGAGGUGCUUUCUGCCAUACCUUGGUUUUACUGACAUUGUGUAGAGGGAAAUGUAAAGGGCUUGGGCGGAGGCUCCUGUGUGCCCAUCACAUGAGGAGAUGCUCAGUUUCCUCAAGUGCUGUUUCUGUAUGUUCUUUAACAGUUAUGUCUUCAGCCGAGGGGACUCUGGAGCUGAAUUGUGUAUCUUGUUGGAUGUUUACAGUGUUUAAGAUGUACGCUUAAAUGCUGCCAAUUGUAGUAUCAGCACUUCUGUCAUUGAAGUUUUUCUCAGUUGGUAGCGUCUUACAUCCCAGAACCUAAAACACCGCAUCCUGUGAGGCUGCCUGUAUCCUGAGAGAGCUUGCUGCAUAUUCAGUAAGCUUCGGUUUGGGGUUGGUUUUUAUUUUUUGUUUUUGGGGGUUUUUUUGGUUUGUUUUUUCCUCUUAAAGAACUUGAGCUUUGGGAUAUAUAGCUUUAAAGAAUUGUAUGAGCUCUAGCCUGGCAUGGCAGCUCAUGCCCAUCAUCCCAGCCCUCAGGAGGUGAAGGGAGAGUAUUACAGACGAGCCUCGAGUACACAGUGAGAUGCAGAUGCCUUGGAAGCCUGGACUAUAAUAGAAUUUUGCGGGCUCUAAGAUUACAGUCAUGAUGUCAGUGCCCUUUUACCGUGUUUUAACAUUUCCUCAAAUCAACAUUGAUUAUAAAUGUAAUACUAGAUGUCAAUAUAAUGUCUUUGUGAAUAUUAUGUUAUUACUCAAAACAUAUCUCUUAGCUUCAGUGUGAAAUGCAUUCAAAGUUGUUUUAUUUUAAGAUAGUUGUAAAAAGUAUUAGUCAUCUGUCUUGCUCUUUUUAUUAUUAAUAAUUUAUUAGAAUAAAAAUUAAGAGGGUAAGUGCAAUAUUCUGAAUUAUUUCCCACGUAUUCCCAGACACACUUCCCUAGCACUGGGGAGGUCUACAGAGCGUAGGCAGCCUAGCUACGCCUCCUGUUUCCUCGGGUGAUGCUGAGUCAUGAGCUAGAGCAUUUGGGGCUUUUUAAUCCCAAGACAUGAAAAUGCAUAGUGGAGACCAACCAGUGAUCAUGCCCACAGUAUUCUGUACCUGGGCACUCGUAACAUAUAUACACAUUUGGUAUAGAAUGGGACAAGCUUGUGUUAGCACUUGUGCCGCCAUGUACUUGGAGAACUUAAUAAUGUAAUAAUUUAAAAAUAUAAUUACUAAAAGCCGUGCUUUGAUCAUACACACUGUCCUCCCAUAUCUAUGAAGCUUAAAAAGCUGAAAAAGUUUUAUUUUCUUUUUCAUUAGGCAUCUCCUAUGUCCUUUCAUAUAUGGUCAAGACUGAGCAAAAUCAUGUGUAAGAAAUGCAUUUAUGUCCAAGAGAACCUCCACUGACUUAGGACGCACUCCUGGGGUAGAUUUGUUUCUGAGGUUCUUCUCCCCCUAGAAUACGUGGAGGAGAGACCCUGAGAUGACAGUGUGAAUUAAUUUGAUCAUUGUUAGUUACAAAUGUAAAUGACUAUUUAGUAAUAUUUUGGUAUCCUUGGGCAAGAAGUUGGUGUGCAUGCAUGUGUGGGUACGCACACUUUCCUGGCUUUCAUCUGAAAGUGAGUGCUUGGGACUCCUUUUUUUCCAUACCACUUGAGAUUUUGAGUCUGUUCAUUUCCAAGGAUUGAACAUGGUGUGUUUGGACACAAUGAACAGUUGUUGGUGGUUUGGUUUUGUUUCUCCAUAACCAUUUAAAAUGACUCGAUCAGGCUACACAGGUCAUUCAUUCACUUAAGAAAUACAUUUGCCUAAUAAACACUUUGCUGGGCACACUACAGGUGUCAUGGUUAUCACUCUCCAGUCCCUUGGGAUUUGUGGUCUCAUGACAACAGCAGGAUGGGUCUUCAGGCCUUACUCUCAGGCUGGCCUUUGCCACUGGGCUAAGAAGAGUGUUGUUCCGCUUGCACAGGUAGAUGAGCCAAGCGCCUCAGCCUGACUUGGAGCUCGGGCCUGGGGAGAGUGUUGUUCCCAUGGUGCUCUGCGUGUCUCCUGACUUGGAAGGGGAAAAUCCAAAGACUGUAAGAAGACAGUAGACUUUUAGCAUUUCGUAACCGCCUGACUGGUGCCUGUUCCAUGCUCCUGAAAUGAGUCCAAUUCUGUCGGGCAGCCUUCUGAAUUCCCUUGUACAGGCUGUUGGUUAUUUUCUAAAUAUUUUUACAAGAAAAUUUAGUCUAAAUUUGGAAGAACACAAACCCCCCAGAAACUAUCAAUACUGUAAAUGUGACACAUGUUGCCCUGGUAAGGAUUUAUAUAUAUAUAAUGACAUUCAUGCUAUGGGACUAUUGACUCUACUAAUCUCUUUUUCAAGAAUUUUUUUUCAGUUCAUUUUCAUACUGAUAUUGUUAAUACUUAACACCAAUUGGUGGCACUAGUGACCGAAAAUUGUUAAAGUGAACAAGAGAAAUAAUUGAAAUAAUUGAAAAAAGCAAACUAAUCUAAACAAGAACUUAGUUGCAUAUUGAGAUGUAUGUUUCCUCUUUAAUGGGCCCUUGAGAUGCAUAUGGCUAUCAUUCAUGCCUGCUGCUAUCUUCCCUUCCCGAGUGCAGGGGUGUCUGCGUUGUAUAGGUAACCCUGGGUUGACUACACUGUGCAUUCUGUAAAUACUCUGUAUAAAGUGAUGCUCUUCAGGGGAGUCUGUGUACAUUCUGUACUUAUUAAAUAAGCAGUGCCUGUUUA